Mercurialis annua (annual mercury) is the source of this 781-nucleotide messenger RNA. RefSeq lists its product as uncharacterized. Lineage: Eukaryota; Viridiplantae; Streptophyta; Magnoliopsida; Malpighiales; Euphorbiaceae. The record is from RefSeq and is a predicted model, not a curated record.
AUCCGAUCUUGUUUGACUGCUUAUAUACAAAAUUAGUUAACCCUUCAAAAUAGCCCAGAAAAUGACAGCCAUCAAAAGGCCUAAGCCCAUAUAGCCUCGGCCUGUCCAAAUGAUGUUCAGCGGUCUCUACCCAAGUAGCUGUGGCCCAUGAUCCAAAGGACCCGCAACCAGUCAAUCAUGCUAUCCUUACCUUCCAACCAAUCGGCCAAUCACGCUAUCCUUGCCUUUCAACCAACCCCUUCGAUUCCGCUUCUGCAGCAGUAUAUAAUCUCGGUCCCUUACCUUGAUGCCUACAGUUCUACAAUUUCCAGGGCAAGAUCCGCGAAAUACUGCUUUUUUUUUCUUCUUGUGUUGUUUCUGAAUGGCAUCAUAGCUACACGAGGGAAAGCGAUGCUGCCCACUCUGCCGCAAAAGGAAAAGGGGGCCGCUUUCUUCCCCCCAAAAAUGCCAGUUCCACCAUCAGGGCCCAGCAAGCAGCAUAAUUCUGUUCCGAGGCUGCGUUUCAUUCCAGCAACAGUAGUAUAUGGUUCAAAACGCCUUGUUCCAUCCGGCGCGAGUCCUCUCCAUCACUAUUCUAGUGGAGGUGUUAUUUGUAUUGCAAUAAUGAAUAAAUGUACGAACACAAAGAAUGAGCAGACCAGCCCACUUUUAUAUGUGGGUUCAUUUCAUAAUGUAUUUUUUUUAAUAAAGAAGCGCGCUCCUGUUAGUGUAACGUAGGUGUCUUUCUCGGUUGAUGGAUGGGAUAAAUGCCUAUAUCGCUUUGUAAUGUUAUUGUCAUGUU